Striga hermonthica is the source of this 846-nucleotide messenger RNA. The record is from the annotation of a GenBank genome assembly. NCBI's taxonomy places the organism in Eukaryota, Viridiplantae, Streptophyta, Magnoliopsida, Lamiales, Orobanchaceae.
AUGACUAAUGUUGGAGCAGCUCACAACGUCACCGUUUUAGGCUCCGGGGAGACCACGGUCGUCCUUGGCCACGGCUUUUACUCUAACCAGUCAGUGUGGAGGCACUUUGUCCCGCACCUUGUGGACGAGUAUCGAGUGAUACUCUACGACGACAUGGGGGCCAACACCACCGACCCCAACGCCUUCGAUUUCCAACGCUACUCCACAGUAGAAGGCUUCGUGGAUGACCUUAUCUCCAUUUUGGAGGAAUUCAAAGUCGAGAGGUGCAUUUUCGUCGGGCACUCCCUCUCUGCCCUGGCCGCAGCCUUAGCCUCGAUUUCUAGACCCGAACUAUUUCGUAAGCUCAUCAUGAUUAACACUACCCCAAGGCUAACUAACGCGGAGAACUAUCACGGAGGGAUGGAGGCAGAAAAGUAUGACCCGCAAAUGGCCGCAAUGGAAGAGAAUCCCACGGAAAUGUAUGAGAGGUUUGCCCCACUUGUGACGGGCUGUGACCCCAACUCGACAGCCGUUCACGAGUACACUCAGAAUGUAUUGAGCAUGAAGCCCGACAUCCGUCAACACAUUAUCUGUUUGCUUGGCCGGCUCGACUUGAGGGCGUGGCUCGGCCAAGUCACAAUCCCCUGCCAUGUCAUUCAGAGUUCCAAUGACUUGUUGGUGCCGGUGGCGGUUGCGGAAUACAUCCAUCGAAGCCUUGGCGGGAAGUCCGUGUUGGAGGUGGUGCCGACCCAAGGUCACCUUCCGCACCUCAGCUCGCCGGAGGUCAUCAACCCGGUGCUGCUCCGUCACAUAAGGGAGGAUAUUGUGGGUGAAGAUAAGUCAGAAAAAAUUGAGAUGGAAGUUUGA